Molecule: messenger RNA, 6575 nt
Organism: Polyodon spathula (Mississippi paddlefish)
Lineage: Eukaryota; Metazoa; Chordata; Actinopteri; Acipenseriformes; Polyodontidae
Product: ras-associated and pleckstrin homology domains-containing protein 1-like
Exons: 20
Coding region: 385-4248 (1287 amino acids)
Biological process (GO): signal transduction
Cellular component (GO): cytosol; plasma membrane
Source: RefSeq, a predicted model, not a curated record
ACAGGAAAUGAGAAGCACAAACCCACCCCAGUCCUUGCUUAGUCUACUUUAGUGGUCGGCUUUAGCCACUUGAAUGAAUUUGUAACUGCAACUGGGAAAGAACAGAAAUAAUAAUAAUAAUAAUAAUAAUAAUAAUAAUGAUGGAACGGACCGUGACAUACAAUCACGCCUAAAAAAUAAAAUAAAAGCAAACAUUCUGCUUUAUCACUUUUGCCUGUGGAUUUGCGACCAGAUUGUGUGUUAUUAGUUCAGAGCACAGAAGGAAGGAAAAGGGAUCCCCUCGCUAGCGAAUCCCAAAGAUUUUCUGACACUACUGUAUUGAACAAGAUUGGAUUUGGCACCCAUUCAUCUACCUCCUGAAUAUUGAUCUGAAGUGCAGCUCAGAUGGAGCAGGUCUCAGAUGAGGAGGUUGACCAUGCAGCGGAGGAGGACAGUGACAAAGAGGACCAGGACCUCGAUAAGAUGUUUGGAGCCUGGCUGGGGGAGCUUGACAAGCUGACACAGAGUCUGGAUGAUGGGAAGCCAGAUCAGCUGAGGAAAUCGCCACUCCGUCAAGAGACCAACCUAGCCAACUUCUCCUACCGCUUCUCCAUGUAUAAUUUGAAUGAGGCUCUGAAUCAAGGAGAUGCCGUCGAUCUGGAUGCUCUUAUGGCUGACCUCUGCUCCAUUGAGCAGGAGCUGAGCACCAUCGGGUCCAAGCCAAAUGCACCCAAGCACGCCCAGCCAACAGAACAGAAAGUCAGGCAGAAACCACCGGCGGGGCGCUCUGGUGCCAAACACAGCAGCAGUGCCCGGGCGUCCCCUUCUUCCACGGUGCGGGGCCACAAGACCAUGCAUUCCAACUACUCCCUGGAUGACAUCACAGCGCAGCUGGAGCAGGCGUCCAUGAGCAUGGAUGAAGCGGCGCGGCAGAGCGGGCCCUCGCUGCCCCCUCCCACCAUCCAGCACCGCAGGACGGGCUCGGCGGGCACCGUGAGCGACGUCGACGUGCACUCCAUCAGCAACUCCUCGCGCUCCAGCUUCAACUCUGCCGCCUCCAGCAUGGACUCCCUGGACAUCGACAAGGUGCUCCGACCUCAGGAGCUCGACAUCCUGCAGCAGGGCCAGCCCUCCACAGAGCAUGCUCCUCUGCGGCGGCCCAGUAAGCAGACAAAGCUUCACCUCGACUUCACGGAAGAGGAAGUGGAAGUCGACCUGAGCACUCACUCCUAUCUGGACAGGGAAACCUCCCUGAUUCUGAAAAACAUUGCAGGGAAGCCUUCUCAUUUGCUGACCAAGGAGGAGCAGGCUGCCAAGCUGAAAGCAGAGAAGAUCAGAGUGGCUCUGGAGAAGAUCAAAGAAGCACAAGUAAAAAAGCUGGUGAUCCGCGUGCACAUGUCCGAUGACAGCUCCAAAACCAUGAUGGUGGACGAGAGACAGACAGUCAGGCAGGUCCUGGACAGCCUCUUGGACAAAUCCCACUGUGGCUACAGUCCUGACUGGUCACUGGUAGAGACCAUUUCUGAACUGCAAAUGGAGAGGAUCUUUGAAGAUCAUGAGAACCUGGUGGAGAAUCUGGUAAACUGGACGAGAGACAGCCAGAACAAACUCAUGUUCAUCGAACGCAUUGAGAAAUACGCCUUGUUCAAGAACCCACAGAACUACUUGCUGGGAAAGAAGGAGACAUCUGAGAUGGCAGACAGAAAGAAGGAAGCCCUGCUGGAGGAGUGUUUCUGUGGAAGCUCAGUUACAGUCCCAGAGAUCGAGGGAGUCUUGUGGCUUAAGGACGAUGGGAAAAAGUCCUGGAAGAAACGCUACUUUCUGCUCCGAGCCUCUGGGAUCUACUACGUCCCCAAGGGCAAAGCGAAGGUCUCACGGGACCUGGUAUGUUUUAUUCAGCUGGACCACGUUAAUAUUUACUAUGGACAGGACUACCGCAACAAGUACAAAGCGCCAAGUGACUACUGCUUAGCUUUGAAGCACCCCCAGAUUCAGAAGAAGUCUCAGUACAUAAAAUACCUCUGCUGCGAUGAUGUCAGAACCCUCCACCAAUGGGUGAACGGGAUUCGUAUUGCCAAGUAUGGAAAGCAGCUCUAUGUGAACUACCAGGAGGCAAUGAAAAGGACUGAGGCAGCAUACGAUUGGUCAUCCUUGUCCAACUCAAGUAUUAAAUCAGGAUCCAGCUCACCCAGCUUACCAGAGUCUCACUCAAAUCACUCUGACAGCGGUGUGUCCGAUAGCUCGUCCUCAGGACAUGUUCGCUCCCAGAGCAUCGUCAGCUCCAUCUUCUCCGAGGCCUGGAAGCGAGGGACACAGAUGGAGGAGACUAGCAAGACCAGGUUGGAGUCUAUCAGCAAACCCUACCCCCUUCAGCUGCCUCAGCCUCCCCCACAGACCAGGUUAAGCAAAAGGGUCCAAAGGGGUUGGGCUAACGUCUUGGCCGCGCAAGGGGGCAAUCACUUCAAACCGCCCUCCUUGGGCCAGCAGGCCCCACUGGCUCCUCUGGCCUCUCCUUCACAGUCUGUGAAGCCCCAGAUAACCAUCCCAGCUGGAGCUAAUGUACCCCCUCCCCCUCCACCACCACCUCCGCCACCCCCACCAGUCGGACGUUCCGCCAUGGCGGUGCUAAAACCAGGGCCUCUGAGCCCGGCCGUGCCACUGCUCAUGCCACCACCACCGAAAUUCCAGAGCCACCUGCAGAAUAAUGGUUUUCAGCACGCCCCACAGACCCCGCCACCGCCUCCUCAGCCAAAGUUCCAGUCGCUUAGCAACAGCGGGUUCCAGGCAGCACUGUCUCAGAAAUUUUCAGGCCUUCCCCAGAAUAAUGUAGGUCACGUGGCCCAGGUAGAACCCCCACCACCACCACCACUUCCAGCUCCGGCCCCAGCACCAGCUUCACAGACUUCUGCCAAACCCUUUGGAGGAUUCCCACCACUAACUGCUCCCAAACCUCCUGGGCCAGGUGCUGUGCCAAUGCCUAUAUCUCCAGUGGCAACGAUGCCCCCUCCCCCUGGUCCUCCACCAAUGAAGAAGCAGAAGAGCUUUUCAGCUGGCCACUCCUCUCUCACACCUGCCCAAAACCAACCUCCGCCCACCCUCCCCAAACAGCACAGCUUCUCUUACAAAGCCCCACCAAUGUCUGCACCUAUUUCUCCAACCCCAACCCCCUCCCUAGUCAAACAAAUGGCCAACCAGUUCCCUGCACCACCACCUCCUGUUCCUGCACAGGCAGAGCCCAAAGCACUGCCCCCUCAGUCACCACCUGCUGUUAAAGCCAAACCCAAGUGGCAGCCCGGGGGCCAGCCCCAGUCCCAUUCCCUGAAGGGUGGUGGGGAGGGGGGAGGGCGAGGGCGACCCACACCUGCCGCUCCCCCUGCCCCGCCAUCAAAGAGUGGCUCUCCAGUGAAGAAGGCCUCCAAGACGGCCAGCCCUAGCGGGAAGAGGCCACCUCCAACACCCCAGCGGAACUCCAGCAUCAAAUCCACGAGUUCGGCCGAGUACCACGAGUCGAAGAAAGUUGAAAGCCUGAAGAACAAAUUUGGACAGGCUGCGGAAUCGUCAUCCCCAUCCUCCUCAGGAUCACCUUCUAAGGACUCUACUGGACCUCCAGCCCCUCCGAAGCCAGGGAAGCUGAAUAUAUCCAAUCUGCCCAUGGUCUUCCCACAGGGUAAGGGCGGGACCAGGGAGCCGACGUCUGACUUUCCCUCUCCUCCUUCAGACUGUGACUUCCCUCCACCCCCACCGGAUUAUGAGCUGCUCCUCCCUCCCCCGACUGAGCCCCCUGGUGCACCCAAAGUUGCCAUUGUCAACCCCCAGCCCCAGGCCUGGAACAAAUCCUCCCUGAAGAAGACACCCCCACCCACGCUGCCCCGGCGUAAUGACGGCACACGCCUGUCCCUAGGAGAAGGCCCUGAGCCGCCCACAACACCUCCUCCACCGCAGCAGCAGGAGACCCCACAGCCUCCCACCUCACCCAAGGGAAACUUGUCCGUGCAGCCCAAUUUCCUGGCGGACCUGAACAGGACUCUGCAAAGGAAGUCCAUCACCAGGCACAGUUCCCUCUCCUCGGCGCGGCUGUCCAAAUUAGAGCCGACAACCACCAUGGACGAUAUGGCCCUUCCGCCGCCCCCUCCCGAGCUUCUACUUGACCAACAGAAGCAGGGUUCCUACGUGUCCAGCAACAUCUCAGGCUAUGCAACGUUACGGCGUGGGCCCCCUCCUGCCCCACCAAAACGGGACCAAAGCACCAAACUCACUGGAGAGUGGUAAUAGCAAAACCAACAGACUGAACUGAUAUAAGGAGUAUUAAUCAUUACAGACCAGGAUACCCUGUUAUAUCCUUAUAUUUCACGACUGACCAAACAACCUUUAUGGCUUUUCAAUGGUGUCUUUUUGCAGCUUGUUCCGUAGGCAAUUCUAUAACAUGACAAUGAGAAUGACUUUUGUUGCAAUAUAUUGGUACUGCAUGGGACUCAUCAUAAAUGAACACAUUUAAACACAUGACAGCGUUUUGGGAGGGGUGGUGGUGUAAGAGGAUGGAAUAUAGUUAUAGUUUAUAUUUAAAAUUAGAAGCUAAAGACAUUUUAAGGUUUAAUAUAGAUAAAAUGUUGCUCCCCAUAUUAACCACAAAACAGAUAUAUUAAAGUGAACUUCGUUAAGAUGUUCAUUUAUUUAAUUGGAAAGCAUUUUGGAUUCAAGUGUAUUUUUCUGUUCCUCUGCUUACUGUGCAUAAUGAAGUGGUAUGCUUGCUUUAAAAAGGUUGAAACCUGUAUUUUAGUGGCCCUUGUAUAGUCUGUUAAUUUCAAAUUUUUGCUAAUAAGUGCACAUAUGUGUAAGACGUUUACUCUGAUGCAAAGCCGGAAAGAGACUUCUGCAUAUUGCACCAAAUGGUUGAAAACCUUUAAUGUGAUCACUUUACAACUGGAAUGAACCCAAGAGUGUCUCAAGUGUUUUCUGGAUGCAAUGAGAAGCAAACUCCACCUCUGCAAGCGUGGAUCCGUAAUGAGUUAGAACAGUGUGCAUCACUGAUUCAGAAUGUGACAUUGUGUAUGUCUGUAUGUAUAUAUAACCAGUUCUUGUCUUUUAACAGCUCGCUUUGGCCUAUAGUCUUCCAGUCCUUGCUAUUCUUAAGUGGUUUUCCAAGUAUACUGGGGAAUAAGUUUACAGUUAUUGGUUAGGAAAGUCUACAAGGGUGAGCAUGUCCUAUAGCACCUGUACUGCCAUUACUGAGCGUGCUACACUGACUUACAUCUCAACACAAUUCCUCUAGUGCAAUAACCAGGCUCAGGGUGAUUACUACACAGAAACACCUUGUCUUCUUAAAGGGUGCUACAAAUACCUCUCAAACAGUUCUGUGACUGUGACUACAGUAUGAGGGACCAAACCAUCAAAUAUAACUUAAAGGACAUACAAUAUCCAUUGAGAUAAACCUUGAGUAUGACUUGCCUUUUAGGAUAGACUGUUUUUAGUUGCCUAGCCUUAAAUGAGGUGUACAGUAUUGUUUUGUUUCAGGGUUUUUUUUUUUUUUUUGGUUUUAUUUUUGUUUUUGUUAUUUUUUUUUGCAUUGGCAGUGAAAUGUAAGAUCUAUAGCAGAAUUGUGGUUGUCUAAUGCAGGCCAAUUGAAAAGUAAAUCUUUUUUUAAGAGACAUAACAAAUAUUACAAGAUUACCUUAUGCAUAGUUCAGAUAAGCUCAGACGCCCCCUGCUUUUUCACAAGGAGCAUGCUCUCCGUAGUGAGUGCUUACUGCAAGCUGUCCUUAUGAUGUAACAGUUUAUCAUAUCAACUAAAGCUACCUGCAGAAGUACCUCAGUAUUCACUGACAGUGCCAUCAGGCAAUGGUUGCAAACCUAACCCUGUAGCCUUGAGUUAAAAGUAAGCCAAGAUGCUGUAAAACAGGCAUAGUUCUGAAAGCGGCAAUAUGCUAAAACAGAUUCAUUGCAAACAAAAAUUCUGUUUUAUGUUUGAUGUGUUUUGUAAAUGCAGACCUUGGUGCAGUGGUUUGUGGGUUAUUAAAGGCUGCAUAACCCACAGCUAUAGACUGUUCUGUGUACACUGUAUGCCCGUGAUGUCAAAGUAUUUGUAUUGGCUGAAAGAAAACGCACCAGGGGUUAAUGUUUUGAGGGGUAUGUUUCUUUUGUAUUUAGAAGCUUGGCACGUUUUGGGCUGCAUUGACAUAAUAUGACAUAUAUAAACUGGUAAGUCUGAAAUGGCCAAAUGAGUUUUUAAAGUCAGGAAUAUUUCAUAUAUAUUAUUAAUGAGGAAUCAUGUCUCUUGCAGUUAAGCUAAAGAUCACAAUAUAAAUGUAAAAAUCAUACACAUGGCUCUGUUGAAUGGCUGUUUUAUUUUUAAAGAACAUUAUGUAGUACUGUUUUUCUUUCUUCUUUGUGUAUUCUGCCCAGAGUUUUGUGAUCAGUUUUUUAUAUAGCAUUUCAUUCUCUUCUGCAGCUUCGCACAUGGAUAUCGAUGUUCACAGCAACCCGAGGGAGAGACAGUAUGACCUAGAUUCUGGGUUGCCUGUCGCUCCAAUUGUGUUCUUUUCAUGACGAUACCGUGUAUCCCAAUUUUUUAAAUAAUAAAUAAAGAAACAUAAAUCCAA